AUGGAUCAGCAGGGCGCCAUGAGCUCCCAGGAUCAGCAAAACUUGGCAGCCAUGAUGUGGCAGAUGUCGAUGACAUCUCCCAUGCCGCCGGUUCCGGGAAUGCCCAGUAUGCCAAUGUGGCCCAAUCCACCACCUAUGGUUUCUCCUUGGCUGACCGUGAGGGUUGACGGCCUGAAGUUCGAGUAUCAGCUUACCGAGGAUGAUGUUCGGAAGGUCUUUUCGCGCUAUGGCGAAGUCGUCACGGUGAAGAUGGACAGAGAGGGAACUACGUCACAGGUCCAGUUUGCGCAACCCCACCAAGCCAUGGCCGCGCAGCACGACCUUGACAAGAAGCAGCUCCAAGGCAUGUCUGGAGCGUUUCUCACGGUCGAGUUUGCGUAUCCUCAAGGAUACACCGCAGUUCCUCCCUCUGCCGAUCCCGGCUUACUGCAGCACAUGGCUGCAUCGAAUCCGUUUAUGAAUCCAAUGAUGCCUGGCAGCGGCUACCCGGUGGCUCCUGCUCCAACGCCUUCAAGCCCAACCCCCUCUCCUGGAGGCCAGCCGAAGAAGUUUACAUGCAAACUGGAGGUGGGAAUCGAAAACGAGGGUGAGUUCCGUGUGGGCAGCCGGGUCAUCCAGAUCGCGCGUGCCAUCUGGCAGGACCCCAAAUUUCAAGAGCAUGGAGGCAAGACGCGACUCCGUGGAAAGGGCAUCGGUGGUCCACAUGAAGGGGACGAACCACUGGCGCUGUGUAUAUCCUGCCGAGACCAAACCGCCUUUGACAAGGCUGUUCAGUAUGCCGAAACACAGCUGCAGAAGGUGCAUUCGGACUACAAGGCGUUCUGUCAACAGCACGGCAAACCCGUUCCGGAUUUGGAGGUCAAGAUAUCGAAGAAAGGCACAUUUGGACCAGAGGUCACCAAAAGCGUCCAGCCGAUGAAUCGCGGCGAACGUCCGGCUGGAGCCCCGACAGACGAGGAGAUUGAGCGCCUGAUAGAAGAGCGUAAUGAUGCUCGGAAGGCUGCCAAUUUCAAGAAAGCUGAUGAAGUCCGCGAGCACCUCAAAUCACGAGGAGUCGUGCUCAUGGACGAGAAAGGGGCGAAAGGAACCUUCAAAGGCAGCGAAGUGACGAAGUGGCGAUUUUGGAAAAAGUGUUCGGCAGUCGUCUCCGUGGCCUACAUCGUCGCCGCAUGUGUUGCACAUGGCUUCGAAGUAUUUUCCGAGCAGCAACUUCUUGUUCUCAACGACCCCACUCGGGUAAUUGACUUCAACAACUCGGAGUAUGGCUCCACCCACGUGGACGAUUAUUGGGCGAAAAUCGACCUCAACUACAGCCCUUUGGAAGGCUGGAACCUUUUCCGGCACGUGCGCAUCGGAUGCUUCCUGGUGCAGUGGGAAAGUGCACUAGCAUAUGCCGAGCGUGUCGGCGAGACGUUGACCGCGACGGAGUGUGUGCAGUUCUGCAACAGGACCCAGGCAUAUCUUCGGCUGCCCCUAUGCCGAUGUGGUUUAGAUGAGACCGCGCUGCCAAUGAUCGAGGUGCAGGGCGAGUGCACUCCAACAUCUUGGGAGGUGUACAGGGAAUUUGACUACCGGUCGUCUAUGUCGCCAUCCACUUACGAUGUCACCCGCCGGCUUCUGUACUCCAUUGUCACAAUACGGCUGCCAUCGCCGGCCGAUCCUCCGCUUCGGAACUACAUUCAUGCCGUGAACCCUCUGGAGUCCCGCCCGCAAUUCGAUUAUGACACCCGCCUGGAUCGCAUGGUCUUCAAUGCAGUUUGGGACUUUGGGAAGAGUCGCAUGGUGGCAUUGUCUUUGUCCGAUUGGGGCGGAACUUUGGACCUCACAGUGGUUACCUUCAACUCCAGCAUAUCCGGACUUGAAGUGCGACAGAGCCAUUUUCCGAUUGAGGACCAAAUAGUGGCGAACGGUGAGCUGGUUCGUGACGGGCUGGCAUCGGUUGAGGGACUGGGCACAGUUGACAUCUUGUUUGGCACGUACUACACGGUGGUUCCAGCAGCUUGGAGUUCCUCCACACAGGUCGUGCAUGUUGUCGUUGCCAUUGACAUAGACAUGAAGCGUGUCUUGACGAGUGAGGUGAUGCCAGUGACGUUGAUGAAUCUUCAGAUGAAUUCCCUUACGCACCAGUUGUACGGUGCAGGUGCGGACUUGAAUGACCAGUAUGCCUACUAUCAUCUGUGUACAGCCGCCAACUUGACGCAGACCGUUGGCGGAGUUACGACUGUUCAAGUCUUCGUUAGUUGCACGUUGGCAGAGCUGGGAGGCUUGCCUUCAGAGGUCAAUUACAUGUACCUGCAGUCGGCUGCUAUUGAUCACCAGUUCAACUAUGCUUGGUUCACUUUCAAGGAGGAGCCCACAGGUACUCCGAGGAUCUUGGAGUACCAGCAUGACAGCAAAGACUACGUGCUUUGGCCACAGGAAACGCUGCCCGACAAUGCUGUCUUUUCCUCGCUGAUCCAGACUGCUCCCAGGAUCAUUUUCGCACUGUACCCUCCAGCUCUGCAGUAUGCCAGGUUCAAUACCGCUGGCACAAAGCUCUUCUUGUCUUUCGAUGCUGCUACGUUGCGUGGUGCUGUCCCCAUCGACACCAAUGGAGACGACAUACCCGAUUUCUACAACGAGGCUGACAAGGCUACGCGCGGACCCUGCGAGGAUUUCAUCGACCGGUUUACCAUGAUACUGAUCCCAGGGAGCAUGUGCCAAUGGACGACAGAUGCGGACUUCUAUGUUGAGAUUCAACCUGCGUCAACGAUUGCUCCAGGAGAUCUUGCACGGAUCAAGCCAGGGACCGUUUACAGAGGGCAGGAAGCCCGUGCUGGAGUAUACCAGUUCUCACAGCCAUCAUCAGACUUCGCAGUUGUGGAAGCUCCCUUGGACAUCCCAACUCCGAGGGCAGAAGUUGGUGGCCUAGCAUACAUCGACGUGUGCACAGAGCUUGUGCUCGAUGGCACGCAAUCGCGUGAUCACGGCUUUCGUGGUGCCUUCACGUGGGCCCUGAGCUCCACAACUCCAGAGAAGCCAGAACCUCACAUACGCCAGCUUCAGAAGAUCGUGGAAUCGGCGAUGGCCGCCGAAGCCCCUGUGGCAGCACAGGUCAUUCGAAUUCCACCAUACCUCAUGCAAGGCAACACGCUGUACAACUUUUCGCUCACGGUGCAAUCCUUUUGGAACCCGGCCUUGUCUGAUACAACGUAUUAUAGUGUGGUGGUGUCGCCGCUACCAGUUCCCCCGAUGGUGAUCUAUGGGUCGUAUUCCCGGCAGCUCAAGGUGGAGAGCUCGUUGAGCCUGGUAUCGGAGAUCUUCAUGGAAGGGUGCGCAGAAGCACUGGGACGUGGUGCAGUCCAGUACACAUGGACGGCGUGUAAAAGGUCUGAUGCGGUCCUGCUGCAAGGCAGCAUACUGGGCUGUAGUACGUGGGGGAGCGGCAUUAACCUCGACGACAUAUCGGGAUUCUUCUCCCGGUCGUUGUAUGUUAGACCGUUUGCCUUGGAGCCGCUGGAGACAUACAUCUUUACUAUCUCCGGCCAGGUCAACGUUAGCAACGCCACAGCGGACCUGACACUUCAAAACGUAGUCAGCGCAGAAGUAGAAGUGGUACUUGGCGACCUCACGAUUAAUUACUACGGAGGCACAGGCUUUUCAUCUCGGAGGGAUCGUGCGAUCGUGGUGGACUUCACUGAAUCCCUGGAUUAUUCCGACCCUGCAAGCAACUUGGCAACUACUACCUACACUUACAGCUGCCAGAAGGAGGGCACGCAAGAUCCGUGCUUUGCAACGCAGGGCCCCACAAUCCAGCUGACUGCCGAAGCUUGCACGGACGUGGAAGAUCCCCUCUCGGAUCCGCCCGGGCAGUCGAUGAAGUUCACGUACCGCGACAAGGACUACAACCAAGCUGACGGCAUUAGCCUUCCUCCCUACUCGAAUGUCGUGCAGCAUUGCAAGGGCUCAGCGACGACCUUCAUUUUCCAGCCGAACCUUUUCGAAACUGGCUCGUACGUCUUCGUUGUGAACUCCUCGAAGGUCGUUAUGGGCGCUGAAAGGGUGGACUCGAGCAGCCUUUACAUAUUAGUGCAAGCGGACACGGAGAUCGACCCAGAAAGGACUCCCCUCGUUGCUGUGUUCCUGGAAAGCCCGCAGCCGAUAUUCGCUGGCUCUACGCUGCGACUGCGUGGUGAGAUCACGAACCCUCAGAAUGACACGUCCUAUACCUUCCAGUGGACGGCAUAUCGAUAUGGACUCAACCCGGCCUACGACGCGGAAGCCGUUUCGUUUGAUCCAACCUAUGCCAUUCCGCAAUACACUUGGGUGCCACUGUCACCUGUGGAUUUCAACAUCAGUGAUUCCGACCAGGUACGCACACCACCGGAUUCUCGCUUUCUGGUAGUGUCGCCGAGUGUGCUGAUUGCUGGAUUGCGGUACAGGAUGCGGAUUUCGGCGCUGGAUGCGUACAUGUUUUCUCAGGGCAUUGAGGACUACUUGGGCUUUGCGGAGUACACAUUUGUUUGUGCAGGCCUGCCACCAUCAGGCGGUGAGCUCAUUGUCUCCAACAUCUCGGGCACUGCGCUGCAGACAGAGUUCGUCUUCACCAUGGAAGGGUUCGGAAGCGAGGAUUUGCCUUUGACGUACCGUUUCAGCUACAUCCAGGACUACGAGAUGCCUUUCGCUGAAGCUGUUGAGCUCAACAUCGCGUACACGGAGCAGAACUUCAUCAAGACCAGGCUGCCACAGGGUCUGGUCGGGAGUCAAAACUUUCUGAGAGUUAUUGGCACCGUCAGAAGUUCACGGGGAGCGACAGCGCAAGCUACUGUCGAGGUCUCCGUGUCUCCCCCUGGGCAGCAGGCCAUCACCGACAUUGUCAACCAGGUGCCACUGGUCGAUCCGGAGACUGCCAUCUUCUUCACCACCUUGUUGGCAGACACGGAGGCAGCCUCCGACGUGGAGGUCAGCAAUGCGCUGCAGGUCACCCGGGAAAAGAUGUUCGGCAGCACCCGAGCAAUUGCUUCCACUCCAGAGAUGGUGUCUACAGUUUCCGACAUGCUGACAUCCGUAAUCGACAAGGGCAUCACCACAGAUCAAGUCGUGGAUUUCGUGGGGACCAUGGUAAAUCUGUCUGUCGAUCUCGGUUACAUCGCAGCAGAUGCCUCUCUGGGUUCGACGGACCUUGUGGAUGUCACCUUGGGCCUGUUGUACGCUCUUGAUGCCAUUAUCCCGGGCGUCGUCCCAUCUUACGAAGAGGCAACUGCGAGACGCUUAAAAGGCGGCCGUGGCAUGGGUGGCAAGGUUCCCUGGCAAUGGAUUCGACGUCUGCAGACCUCAGAGACACGAGACGGGGAGACAAUGUAUCGACAGUUUUUGCUAUCAACAGCAAUGACCAAGCAGCUUACGGAUGUCAUCCAUGCACAGAUAUAUCCUGGUGAGGUUCCGGUUAGCUUCGCACUGCCUGGCCAAGACAUAUUCAUGGGUAAAGACUUCAGUGAUGCGGACGACGAGUCGCAAAACUACGCACGGGUCACCACUUUGUUCGACCUCCCAAGCCUUGAGCGCUCAGGGCUGCCGAGCACUUUCAACUACAGGUACGUGCAGUUCAAGAAGUUUCCAUACGACUUCCUGGUCAUGCCGGGCAACCGCAGCUUGGAAGCUCCUGCUCCGGCAAACGAAAGCAGACCCGAAGUGCAAUCUCUGGUGCCGCCCCAGAAUAUCAACCCAAGUGAGAGGCUUUGGCACGCCAUGUCUCUCGUCAUUACAGACGAGGCUGGAGAAAGCAACUUACUCGAAAGGUCCAUCGAGAAUGCCUCAUACUCUAUGCUGCCAAAGAUUGCCGCGUACGAUACUUCCAGCUUCGGGAAUGUGGAGAAUCCGUCCACGUGCUACUGGGUCGACCUGGGCAAUGGCAACUUCAGUGAAGCUGCGUUCGAUGCCCGGGGCUCCGUCUUCAGCGAGGAUUCCUGCAUCACCAUGCAUAUGGAAAACUUCAUCGUUCUGGCAGACGACUUGGCCGCGCAGCUAGAUGUUGUGCAGCAGCAGUCUCCGGGAGAGUUGCUGAGUCAAUAUGAAGAUGAUUUCACGACCACAGCGAAUGUUGUCUCGGCGACUCUUGUCCUUGUGGCUUGCGCUGGAUUCGUCAUGGUGUCCGUGUACGUGGACGAGCAUGACGCAUCCAACAAAGUGACUCCGCUUGACAGCUUGAGAACGCAAGUGAUUGAUCGGGAGGAUCCGAAGGAGAAGGUUUUGGGAACCAUCUUCCAAGCGAUGAGGCGAAAUCACUUGGUCAUCGGCUGGAACUACUUUCACCUGAAACUCACACGGGUCCGCAGGGCAGGGAUCUUUGUCGUGGCGAUUUUCGCGACCGAGGCGCUGGCAGUUCUCCAGCACUCACUCUUGGCCUUCAAGGCAGACUCAGCUUGGGGAGCCAGUGGACUCGUUGCCGCUGUGCUGGUUUUUCCAUUGGUCCAGUUCCUGGAAUUCUGCUUCGAAUGGCUCCCACAGUCGAGGGUGCUUUCCAGACCACCUCCACGAUCAGCACCAGCCAAGCCAAUACCUCUCAAGGAGCAGGCGCAGCCGAAAGUGUGCAAAUUUCCCAAAAGGCCUGCAGUCGGCAAAGUUCGCCCGCCGCAGCCGAAAGCACUUCCACGGGUAGAGCAAAGCUUGCAACUUCCAGUCAUGCCACUGUUGCAACUCAGCAAAGCUACCGGGCAGUCCUUGAAGAGGCCUCAACCACCAGCUCGACCUCCCGGGCAGCUCCCCCGUCCUCCGCAGGAGCCCCCGCCAGCUGGCCAUCUGGUUGCGAGAAGCAAGAAUGCAGAGCCCGAGCCCGCCUUGACAGGCUCAGGCUUUGCGGAGCUUUCUCGGCAGUUACCCGGCACGAUUGGGCCUUUUGGCUUAACUCUUCCGGAGCUACCACCCCUACCACAGGGCAAUCUCAAGGCCAUCGCUGACGGGAUGCCAAUGCCUGCACCACCGCCGAAGGGCGCUGCAGGGCCAAGGCCUCCCAAGACGCCUCCACCGAUGAACAAAAUGUUCUUUGUAACCCCGAAGGGCGUGCAAAUGGCAGUGCCGCCGGUGCCAGCAUUGCCCAGUUCACAGCCGAGGACACACCCACCACUUCCAAAGCUGCCGCCAGUGAGGCAAACAACCCAGCUCAGUACUGUGAGGUCAGGUGGAGACUCAGCACGCGUCCAGCCUCCGCCUCCGCCGCCGCCGGUGCCGCCCAUUCGGUCAUUGGGCAAAAGCGCAGGCAUCUCGCUAGCAGAUGCUUUCCCUGCAGCACCUCCAACGCCACAGGGUAAUCCAUCAGCACGAAGCGAGCUAAUCAGCGGCAUGCUGCCCGGCACCGUUGGACUGGAAAGGGAGCUGCCCGAGGUCGUUGAGCCUACACCUCCUGAAGAUGUUGAAGUGCCUGGUAGAUCUGCAAACUUGGUGCGGGAUCCUGAACACACCAUGCCGGCACCACAUGAGACUCAGAGGGAGGCAUCUUCCUCCUCUAGCCCAAGCCGCCGGCGCCGACCUGUGAUCGCGUCUUCGCCCACGACCGGUGAGGUGGAUCUGCCGCACACACCGUCACCGAUGCCAAAAACACAAGCCCAGAUGCCGCUAUCUCUCCCCGGCACCAUGAAGGCCCCACCGCGUGCUGAUGCCUUGUCUGUGCCAAAGUUCCCAAUGCCGAUGAGCUUGUCACAAUCCAUAAACUUGCCACCAGCUUUGGACACCUCUCCGCUUCGUUUUGCCGGAAGCUUGAGGCUGGAUGUUCCAAAGCAAGCCCCGCUGGACGUACCUUCCUCCGUCCUUUUGAGAGUGCCACAGGUGCAGAAGCAUUCCAGCAGUUCGUCGGUUCCGCCGCCACCUCCACCUUUAGUUCCGCCGCCCACUGGGCCAAAGCGUCAUGGGGCUGACAUGGCACCUAUUCCGCCAGAGGCUGGUGAGCCCUUAAUGGCAGUGCGGAAACUGAACAAAGUUCGCCCAGGGCAAGUUUCGACCAGCUCGCGAACACCAAAGCCGCCUCCAAUCAUGCCGGGCAAAGCCACGUUGUUGCCAACUCCGCCCGCAGGCCCGCCGCCGGCACACGCGAUUGUUUUGGCAAAGGGAAGGCCGCAGGAUUUUGCCAGUGGCAACGUCGACUUGGAGGCAGUGGUUUCGAAGGCAAAGCCUCCGGCACCUCUGGUGCACCCUCCAUCUGAGCCGCUGCCUUCCUUUGUCUACCGGGUGCCGUCGCAGGCAUUGCAGUCGAUUGCCGAUGCAAGGGGCAAGUCGCCCAAGGCUUCUGCUCUGGAGCCGUUGCCACCGAAGGCGCCGCCUGCGAGUGAAAGUCUGGCAUUUGCCGCCUUGCCGAACGUGGCAAAGGAGUAUGUUCCACCUGAGCAAGGCCCAAGGCCAGUACCGGAGGUGGUGGUGAAGGUCAGUGUUUGGAUUGUCUACGUGUUUGUGUUCUGGAUUUUCGUUCACAGCGUCGCGAUCAUUGCCUUGUACGGUGUGUACAUGUCAAACAGACAUAUCUGGGCAACAUAUGCGGCCACGUUCUGCGGUUGUUUGCUUAAUUUUGGGAUCUUGGAGAGCAUGAAGUGCGUCAUCCUGGGGUGCGUGGAGCUGGUCAAGCAUGAGACGGUCAAGAGACAGGCCGAGCUAGAUGCAAGAAGAACUCGCAUGGCACUUAAAGAGCAGCGCCAGCUAGAGCGACGUGCAAGAAUGCAGGAAAUUCAGAAGAUGCAUGCGCCACCUCCCUUGAUGGGCUGA
Messenger RNA from Symbiodinium sp. CCMP2456, 8727 nucleotides. The record is from the annotation of a GenBank genome assembly. NCBI's taxonomy places the organism in Eukaryota, Dinophyceae, Suessiales, Symbiodiniaceae.